Molecule: messenger RNA, 861 nt
Organism: Paramecium pentaurelia
Lineage: Eukaryota; Ciliophora; Oligohymenophorea; Peniculida; Parameciidae
Source: the annotation of a GenBank genome assembly
AUGGGAGAAGUAGGAAUCAAUAUUCCUUUAGGAUAGCCUUUAAAUAAAAACAAAAAACUGAUAGAAAUGCAAGAAGAAUUGAAAUGCCAUAUUAAUUAUGUGAAUGAUUGCUUUGAUAAAGAAUUGUUAACUAUAGGAAGUUCGAAUAAUAAAAAUGGAAGAAGAAUUAAAUUAUCAUAAUAUAAUGUAGAUCCAAACAUUUUUGGUUUUUCUGUAAAUACAUUUGAAUUACGCAAUCAUGUUAAUUUCUUAUGUUAGUAAUUUUACUAAAUUUGUGUAUCAGAACCUAUAUAUUAAAAUAAUAGUAAAAAUAUAAAUUAUAAUAAAGAAAAUUGUAUAUAGUAAGAAAUAGACCAAUCAUUCAUAAUGAAAAGGAUAAAGCCUUUAACUCUAUAAUUUGGCUUUAGAGAAAUAAUAAUAUAGAUUCUUUAAUUAAUAUUUUGUAUUGGCUUGAUUACUUGGGAUGCUGUAUAAUUAUAAUUAAAUAUGUAUCCUGAAAUCGGUGGAUCAAGUAUUCAUUACUUAUUAUAUUUGCGAAUUGCUUUAAUAUUUCUGCUCUUUAUUUCAUAAUUGAUGUAUCACAAUUAUAAAUUUAGGUAUGUGAGUAGGGCUAUCAAAUUACAAUUUUAUUUAUCCUAUCUAUUUAGUUUUAUAAUAACUAUCCUAACUAUUUUGUGUUUGUAUGGAUAUAACCUUAUGACUGAAAAAUAUUGCCAUAUUAUAUUGCAUAUGUUAUAGUGUGCAGUAAUUUUAAUUGGAUGUUUUCUUAUAUGCAUUCAUUUAUAUAAAUUAGAAAUUAAUUUAUAGAGAAUAAGAGUAUUAUUGGGAGCAUAAUACUAAUCACCAUUAGGUUGCUUUUGA